Abrus precatorius (Indian licorice) is the source of this 585-nucleotide messenger RNA. RefSeq lists its product as uncharacterized. The record is from RefSeq and is a predicted model, not a curated record. The coding region runs from base 1 to 585 and encodes 194 amino acids. Lineage: Eukaryota; Viridiplantae; Streptophyta; Magnoliopsida; Fabales; Fabaceae. The transcript is spliced from 4 exons.
AUGGAGAAGGUCUUCAAUGCGAUGGGGUGCCGCGAGGAGCAGAAGGUGAACUACGCCACCUACUUGCUAUGUGGAGAGGAUCUGAGGAAGCAGAAGGCCAGAGAGUUCCUUGAGCUGAAGCAAGGUAACAUGACAGUGGGAGAGUAUACAACAAAGUUCCAAGAGUUGAUGAAAUACUGGCCUCACUACCAGCAUGGGGAUGGAGAGGAAGACUUAUGUGCUCAGUUUAAGCACGGAUUGAGGCCAGACAUUCGAGCUGCAGAACUGCGAGAAGUGAGCAAGAGUAGAAUCUUUAAAGGCAACUCGAGGGGCAAGACUGUGGACAUUAGGGAAGCCAGUCCAGUGAGGCAAGAUAAGAGACUCCCUAGAUUCUCCAAAGGGCCAUAUUCGGGCUCAAGUAAUUCACAGUCCCGAGGGAGUUCAUCUCAAGAGAAGAGCAGUGGGAGUGGUUUAGGAUCAGACUCUUUCAGAGGGCCGAUCAAGUGCUUCAGGUGUGGAGGGCCACACCUUGUGAGGGACAGUCCACAGCCACGGGCAAGUUGUGGCAACUGUGGGAAGUCGAGGCACACUGCCAAUGUGUGCUAG